This is a messenger RNA of Amphimedon queenslandica, 1558 nucleotides long. RefSeq names its product coiled-coil domain-containing protein 47-like. The record is from RefSeq and is a predicted model, not a curated record. Gene Ontology annotation, molecular function: calcium ion binding. Gene Ontology annotation, biological process: endoplasmic reticulum calcium ion homeostasis. Gene Ontology annotation, cellular component: endoplasmic reticulum. Bases 59 to 1441 code for a protein of 460 amino acids. Lineage: Eukaryota; Metazoa; Porifera; Demospongiae; Haplosclerida; Niphatidae. The transcript has 15 exons.
GCACGUGUUUCCCUCCGUAUAUUUGGCCGUGAGUUCGUAUACUCUAAGAAUACUGGAAAUGCGUGGUCUAUGCCUCAGGGUCUUUCUUCUCGUUUUCUUAUUUUCCUGUACAAGCGGAGGAGCUAAGAAAGUUGUGGAAGAUGACUUUGAUGAGUUUGAGUUUGAAUUUGAGUCAAAUGAGGAUGAAGAAGAAGUAGAAAAAGUACCACCAAAAGAUGCAGACGAUUUUGAUGCUGAACAAGAUGAAAGUGAAGAUGAUGAUGAUGAAGAAGCAAGGGAUGAUUCCGAUUCAUCUGACACUGACGACGAAUUCGACACUGAAGAGUUUGAAACUCCAUCUGAAGGAGAAGACACUUUAAAGUCAGGAAAAGAAGCAUCUGAUUUGAAGAUUGAAGAGAGUGCUGUGACAAUCAAGCCAUUCUUUGAAGCCUAUCUUGUGGAGAUAUGCAUAUGCUUGGGAAUAGCACUGUACAUUUCAAACUAUUUACUAGGAAGGACUAAAAAUACCAACAUUGCUGAAGGAUGGAUGGUUCACAAUCUACCUAUACUCCACAGUCAGUUUGUGCUUGUUGGUGAUGAUGGAGAGGGAGAGGAGCCCACUCAGAAUCACGUUGUAAGGAGGUCAGAGAACAGUUUUACUGUUUGGGCAUCUGGGCGCAUCAACUGUGAUGGUUUGCUAGUUCAUUUAGAAUUAAUGAAGCGUCACGACCUUAUACAUGUUAUCCUUGGGUUGUUUCGUCCAGUUCCUGACACAAUAUCAUUUAUAUUUCAGUGUGCUGAUGGAGACAUGGACAGUGUCAUAACAGCAAUAUGUCCCAGGAAAACUGCCACUAAAAUGAGCAAAGAAUACGAAGACCUUAGUAAGUAUUGUUCUGGAAUAAGGUCAGGAGAGAAGCAUAAUCUCCCGAGCUCUCUCUCUGUCAUUUCUGAAACGUUUGAUUCGGCUAUAUCAGUCCUCUCGGGAGGUGUGGCCAAGUUUCUUAGUAAUCAUGCAGACAUGCUCUUAUCCCUCCAUGUUACUGAUCAAUACACUGGAUUGAAAGAAGAAGGGGAAGAGUCUGAGACUGUGACUAUAAAGAAAGGAGAGAAAAGGAUCCAUCUGACGUUCAAGUUGCCUUCGGAUCUUGACCAAACCACUGAGCUGCUGGAUUUUGCUCUGAAACUUCUUGAUCACGUCAAGCACAUAAGACUCAGUAGAGAGGCAAAGGACAAAGCAACAAAGAAUAGACAGCUGGUGGUUCAAGAGCAAGAGAAACUUCAGCAUCAGCAAAGACAAGAGGCUGCACAGCAACGUAAAGAAGAAAAGAAGAAAGCAGAGAAGGAGAAGAUGUUAGAAGAAACUGAUGCAGACAAAGUCAGGAAAUGGGAGGAGAAAGAGUACAAGAAACAAAUGAAGAAGAGCCAGACAAAAAUGAAGCAAAUGAAAGUCAGAAUGGGAUGACUUCCAGGAAAUACUUUAUUGUUUGACCAAUUGCAAUUAUUUUGUGUGUCAAUAUUACAUAAUUUAUUAGCCAUAAUGGCCAGUAAAAUUGACAUGAUAAUAUUAUAUUAAUUAUAA